AUGCGGGCCGCACUGCUCUUCGCGCUCGGCUGCGCGUUCCUGGCGGCGGCCGCCGGCGCCCGCCCCGCUGCAGCCGGAGGGGCAGCGUCGCCCGUCGGUCCCCAGCGCCUGUCGCAGGAGCCCGGCAGCGUGGGGCAGCUGGCCCCGGCCUGCGCCGACAGCGCGGUCGAGUGGCUGUACCCGGCCGGGGCGCUGCGCUCAGCCUGGGCGGCCCCGGCCUGCGCGGGCCGCCGGGUCUUCGCGGAACGCGCGGGCGGCACCCUGGAGUUGCUUCUGGCCGAGGGUGCGCGCCCGGCCGGCAGCCGCUGCGUGCCGGGGCCCCGCGAGCGCCAGGCCCUCUUCCUGCGGGCCACCCCGCACCGCGACAUCAGCCGCCGCGUGGCCGCUUUCCGCUUGGAGCUGCGCGCCCAGAGGGAGGCCAGCCUCGUCCCUGAAGCCUUAGGGGAGGGGCUGGGCAAUGCCUGCAGACCCGGCAGUGAGGCCGAGCUCCCCCUGGCCGCCUGCACCAGUGACUUGGGUGAUGAUCGGGGGACCAUCCGCGGGGUCGCCCACGACAUGGAGCUGCAGGAGUCUGGCAUCACCGACAUCCUCCGCCAGACGCUGCCCCUGCUCGGGGUGCGGGGCCGGGCCAGCCUCCAUCCAACAGCCCUGCGCUGCGGCGUCCGCCCCGGCCCCGGCCCCGGCCCCUUCCUCUUCCUGGGCUGCACCGUCCCGGGGGCCUGGCUGGGCUGCGCCCUCCGCCUGCAGGAGUUGCUCCCAGCCUUCCUGCCGCCUGUGCCGCCCACCUCCUCCCCUGUGGGCGGGCGCUGGACUGAGGGGCCUGGGGUGGGCGGAGCCACACCCUGGCACCCCUGCUUCUGAGGCGGGGCCGUCAUGAAGGACGAGGACUACACUGGCUGCCGCGCACCUGGUGUCCUGCCCUGGGCCCGCCUCCCUCCCGCACCCUCCCCAGCCCGGGCUCCCUCCACAGGGCCCGGGGGGGGGGGGGGGGGCUGAGGCCCCUGCUACCCCGCGCCACUCCCCUGCUUCCUCUCUGGCUCCUCUUUGCCCCCCACCCCGUGCCAGGUGCUUCUGGGACUCAGAGCGGGAGCGGAAGGGGCCGUCAUUCCGGAGCCCAAGGUGGGGGGGUCCCCUGGACGGGUGGGGGUAGCUGGUGCCCUGCUCGGCUCUGUGCCAGCUCCUCUGGGUUCGCCGGAGCCCCAGCCUGCCCUCUGGGAAGGAUGGGCCACUGUGUCCGGAGGGCCUGGACGUGGUGCCCUGUUGUCGACGCUGAGGGGAACACAGGUGUGACUUAGGCCCCCGCACCUGUCUUCCGGGGCUGGUCAGGCUGGGGCCCAUGUGUGGCAGGCACGGGAGUCCCUCUGCAGGCAGUGGCCUUGGACACCCCUUGGUCUAGGAGCAGCCACCAUCCCUGCCGCACCAGGGACACGAACACCCCAGAAGGGGCGGGGCCAGGGUCCCCUGUGCAGACAAGCCUCGGCCCAGGCCGCACACCCCCCAUGUCCCCCGCUGCAGGGCUGCCCCGCGGGGGGACCCAAGACCCCCAGGGUCUGCACGCCGCCCCACCCCUGCUGAGCCCCUUCCCCGCCGGGAUCCCAACUGCGGGCUCCCUGGGCUCAGCCAUGCUGGGCUCCCCUCCCCCCAGGGGCGUCUG
Messenger RNA from Lepus europaeus (European hare), 1654 nucleotides. RefSeq names its product meteorin, glial cell differentiation regulator (gene METRN). The record is from RefSeq and is a predicted model, not a curated record. Lineage: Eukaryota; Metazoa; Chordata; Mammalia; Lagomorpha; Leporidae. Gene Ontology annotation, biological process: positive regulation of axonogenesis; glial cell differentiation. Gene Ontology annotation, molecular function: hormone activity.